AGGUUGGAUGACUUGUUGGCUGGGGUUGGGAUGGAGUCGGAUUGGGAUGUGCUGAGAGUGGGGGGAGCGGUUACCGCCACGUGCCUGCUGCUGUGGGCGACUUGGGGGGCGGGCUACACAGUCUGUGUUUACCUGCUGCAGGCACGCCGGGGCAAGCCCUGGCCCCGGGCGCACAGAGCCUGGGCAGUGGUGACAGGGGCCACCAACGGCAUCAGCAAGGCUUAUGCACAUGAGCUCGCCGGGAGAGGUCUGAACAUCGUCCUCAUCCGUGGAGACCUGAGCACGUUGGAGCACGAGGCAAAGGCGAUAGAGAGGCUUCUUGGCAAAAGCACACGAGUCAUCCAGGUGGAUUUCACCGGAGGCUUGGAGACCUACGAGGCCAUUGAGGCAGGACUGAAGGACCUGGAGAUCGGAGUACUGAUAAACAAUGUGGGCAAGCAGUAUGCACCUGGCUUGAGGAAACUGCUCGACUGUGAGGACAUCGCCUAAAAAUUCUUGGAUGUUAUAAACUGCAACAUGAUGUCUGUGGUCCAGAUGACUAGAAUCGUCCUGCCCCAAAUGGUCACCAGCAGCAAAGGUAUCAUCAUCAACAUAUCUUCAGUAACUGACAGGAGCCCCUAUCCAUUUGCAGCAGUGUAUGCAGACACCACGGCCUUUGCGCGAAGCUUCUCCGUGGCAGUGGGCGCAGAGUACCACUCCGAGGGGGUCAUUGUGCAAACAGUGAGCCCCUUUUUGGUUGAAACAAAUCCCUUGAAAAGCGGGCUGCUCGUGGUGAGUCCCGAGGACUUCGCUUGGCAGGCGUUGGACACACUUGGCCUCACCUCCCAAACCCCUGAGUGCCUCCGCCACGCUGUGCAGGGUUUCCUGCUGACCAUCUUCCUGCCCAGCUGGUUUUUUCUCAGUCGCUGGGGAUUAAAGCUUUUAUCUCUGUUGGUGAGCUGGAAUCGGGCACGGUUUCUUCGUAACAGAACUUGACUAAAGGCCUUGAAGAGGCGUGGCCACAUGUCCAUCGUUCCCCACCCCCACCCCCGCCCCCUCCAGAAUCCUAGGCCAGGGCUGUUGUUAGCAAAGACUUCCCACAUAUCGAAACAGAUGGACAAGCAGACCAAUGGAACGUAAGUGGACCCCCGAACACCCAGAAAUUUAGUAACAGCUGCAGCAUCUCAAAUCUCUGGCAGAAAGUUGGAGUUUUUAAUAUGUGGCGCUGAGACUAGAUAGACAUUUGGAGAAAAACAAGCAAACAGAUAUAUACACACAUAGAUACGUACAUAUAUAGAUUGUAGCGAUGAUGGCUGCACAACUUUGUGAAAUACUAAAACCCA
Molecule: messenger RNA, 1322 nt
Organism: Balaenoptera musculus (blue whale)
Lineage: Eukaryota; Metazoa; Chordata; Mammalia; Artiodactyla; Balaenopteridae
Product: very-long-chain 3-oxoacyl-CoA reductase-B-like
Cellular component (GO): endoplasmic reticulum
Molecular function (GO): oxidoreductase activity
Source: RefSeq, a predicted model, not a curated record